Drosophila rhopaloa is the source of this 379-nucleotide messenger RNA. RefSeq lists its product as uncharacterized. The transcript has 2 exons. The record is from RefSeq and is a predicted model, not a curated record. Bases 123 to 263 code for a protein of 46 amino acids. NCBI's taxonomy places the organism in Eukaryota, Metazoa, Arthropoda, Insecta, Diptera, Drosophilidae.
UUUAAAGCUUGUCAUUACCUUGAUUUUGGUACCCAGUACAUUCCCAAAUCGUUCAAGGCGAGUAAGCCACAAGUUAUUUAUCCAGAAAGUCAUUCAGUUACAAAUUGUUAUAGCUAUCCAACAUGUUUCGGACACUGUCUAUUGAGCCGACUAAAAUAGAGGACCGUUCCAAGGAGGAGGUCCGAGCCAAUCUGGUAGUAUUCGCCGUCACUUGUGCUCUAAUUCGAUUUAUCCCGAUUGCCGUAAGGAAAAUAGCCUAUUAGAUGCGAUUGUGGACCUUUUGUUUAAGCAUGGAGAGCGACUAAGACAAUACUGAUCAUUCAUUUUGUUAUGCGAAGUGUAUAUAAAUAACACCAAUUAAAGAAUGAAUCCAUCUAAA